Molecule: messenger RNA, 1684 nt
Organism: Sitophilus oryzae (rice weevil)
Lineage: Eukaryota; Metazoa; Arthropoda; Insecta; Coleoptera; Curculionidae
Product: FAD-dependent oxidoreductase domain-containing protein 1-like
Exons: 7
Coding region: 179-1630 (483 amino acids)
Cellular component (GO): cytoplasm
Molecular function (GO): oxidoreductase activity
Source: RefSeq, a predicted model, not a curated record
AUUUAUUGAUAACCUCAAAGACCUGUGACGAUUUUUUUUAAAAUAGUGUCUUGUACGGUUUUUAAAUGUUUUUCUUAUCCUAUUGUUUAUAAUUAUUAACAGCUGUUAUCAAUGGGACGUUAUCAUCAAGAAAAGUAUAUAUGACAACUUUCGCUAUUUUUAAACAAGCACAAGCGAGAUGUUUGCAAACAAGACCAUACCAAAAAUCACCCUCCUAGUCAGGUCGCUAAACACUAGUGUUUCGUUGUAUAAAAAACGCGAGAAUCCCAUUCAGAGGACGUUUAGAAUUUUGAUAAACGAUGUGGCUAAUACCUUUAAGGGUGUUACGAAUAAAAAGUCAAGAAACACAGUCGUGACACAAGAAUUUCCUAGUUACACAGACGUAGUUAUUAUUGGAGGUGGUGGUAUAGGAAGUUCUAUAGCUUAUUGGUUGAAAGAACACACUAGUUUCGACGGUUUUAAUGUGCUUGUUAUUGAAAAAGAUUUAACAUAUUCUACCUGUUCAACAAGUCUGUCUGUGGGUGGUUUAAGACAACAGUUUUCUUUAACAGAGAAUAUUCAAAUGUCUUUAUACGGGUAUGAGUUUCUCAGGACAUUGAAACAAAGGUUUGGACCUCAGGCUGAGGUGAAUUUUACUCCUCACGGGUACCUCCUGCUUGCUAGUGAAGAAGGUGCCGAAUUACUCAUAGCAAAUAGCAAAGUACAAAAUGAAUUAGGUGCUAAUAAUGUUGUAUUGACCAAAAAUGAAAUCAAAGAUAGAUUUCCGUGGAUGAAUGUGGAAGAUGUGGCAAUUGGAUGUCUGGGAUUAGAAAAAGAAGGUUGGUUCGAUGCUUGGUCUUUACUGCAAAUCCUCAAGAAAGCAGCUGUCGAAAAAGGAGCCAGAUAUCUGAACGCGGAAGUAGUUGAUUUCAAGUUUGAAGCUAAACCAGAGGUUGUCGUAUCGGGAUUUGAUGAUCAAGUGUAUGAACAGUCCAAUGAACUUGUGGUAAAAAUGCCCGAUGGUGAGACAAGAACUGUCAAUUUUGCUCUGUGUGUUGUAGCUGCUGGUCCCCAAUCAGGUCAAGUGGCAAGAUUAUUAAAAAUAGGCAAUGGAUCUGGAAUUUUGAAUAUCCCAUUGCCUGUAGAACCCAGAAAAAGAUAUGUAUACUCAUAUCUUUGUCAGGAUAAUGCUCCAGGGUUGAACACACCAAUGACCAUAGAUCAUACAGGGGCAUACUUUCGAAGAGACGGUCUCGGAGGCAAUUUCAUCGCCGGCAUUUCACCGGAUGUCGAUGAGGAACCGGAAACGACAAACCUAGACGUCAAUUUUGAAUUUUUUGACAGAAAAUUGUGGCCCAUCCUGGCCCAUAGGGUUCCAGCGUUCAAUGCCCUGAAAGUAUGUAGUGCCUGGAGUGGGUUUUACGAGUAUAACACUUAUGACGAGAAUGGUAUUAUUGGACCUCAUCCUUUGUAUGGGAAUAUAUUUUUCGCCACUGGGUUUAGUGGGCAUGGCAUCCAACAGGCGCCUGCAGUGGGCAGAGCCAUCUCUGAAUUGAUUUUAGAAGGAAGAUUUCAGUCCAUAGACUUGACGAGGUUAGGAUUCGAUAGAUUGUUACUAGAUAAGCCAAUGUACGAAGCAAGAAUAAUUUAAAAUGUUGUUAACUUAUGUUUAGAUUGAUUUUUCAAUAAAAUGUCCUAAAAAUUG